AACACAGAACCUCAGAGGGAAUAGAACACAGAGGGAAUAGAACACAGAACCUCAGAGGGAAUAGAACACAGAGGGAAUAGAACACAGAACACAGAGGGAAUAGAACACAGAACCUCAGAGGGAAUAGAACACAGAGGGAAUAGAACACAGAACCUCACAGGGAAUAGAACACAGAGGGAAUAGAACACAGAGGGAAUAGAACACAGAACCUUAGAGGGAAUAGAACACAGAACCUCAGAGGGAAUAGAACACAGAACCUCAGAGGGAAUAGAACCCGCAACCUAGAACUCUCUCCUGUAAACAGGAUAUGAUAGAUCUGUAUAUAUAUAGAUCUAUAGAUCUGUAUACAUCACAUUUAAGGGAUUGGAACCUAGAGCUUUCCAGGACUGAGCCGUCUGUCCGUCUCCCCCCAGUGGCGUCUCCCUGCAACAUCCUGCGCUGCAACUCGGACUUCGUGGCGGCGACCUUUGACCUGGGGAGCAGCGGCCUCGGCGGGGGUGGGGCUGGGCCGAGCGGGGGGGCGGGGCCGAGCCAUGGGGCGGGGCCGGGGCGUGGGGCGGGGCCGGGCCGGGGGGCGGUGAACGCCGGCUACUGCGGCGCGCUGCGCUCCUACGCCUCCUGCACGGCCCGCACCGCUCGCAGCUGCCGCGGCGACCUCACCUACCACGCCGCCGCGCAGGGCAUCCAGGACCUGCUGGAGCAGCACGCCUGCCCGGGGGCGGGGCCCACCGCCCGGCCACGCCCCCCGCCCCCGGCGCCACGCCCCCCCGCCGGCGACGCCUGCGUCUACGAGGAGGGCUUCCUGGAGCGGGGGGGACGGGCCCCGCGCUACGUGCACUGCGGCGUGUUCGGAGACCCCCACGUCCGCACCUUCGGGGACGACUUCCAGAGCUGCGCCGUGCGGGGGGCGUGGCCCGCCAUCGACAACGAGUACCUGUACGUACAGGUGACCAGCUCGCCCGUGAGGGGCGGGGCCAACGGACAUUACACCGCCCUCACCAAGGUGACGGUGAUCCUCAAGAGCUGGGCCCCGUGCACGGAGCAGCUGCUCUACACGGCCGAGCUGGACAACGUCCCGGCCGCCUUCGCCGACGGCUCCGUGUCGGGGGGCCGGGGGGGCCGGGGGGGCCGGGGCCCGCUCAUCUCCUCCACGGACCCCGGCCGGCACGCCGCCAUCCACGCGGCGCACAUCGGCACGCUGCUGGUGGUGCGGCAGAGCGGCCGCUCGCUGGGGCUCUCCGUCCGCACGCCGCGCGCCAUCGCGCGCGCCUUCGCCCCCGAGCGGGACCUCCAGCUGUGCGUGUGGGGGUGCCCCCCGUCCCAGCGGCUGCCCCCCCCGGCGGCGGCGGGCCGUGGGGCGGCGGCGGCGGCCCACUGCUCCGCCCUGCUCCCGGUGCGGGACGUGUACCAGCAGGCCUGCGUGGCCGACCUCCUGGCCAGCGGGGAGCUCAACGCCAGCCGGGCGGCCGUGGCGGCGCUGGCCGACGCCAGGGGCAUGCUGGGAGGGGAGGCCCGGCUGCACCUGCUGCCCCCCCGCCCCGCCGCCACGCCCCCCCCGGUGCCCGCGGAGGCCGGCCCACUUGUGGGCGUGGCCCUGGUCCGGCUUGGGCUCCUGGUCCUGGGGGUCCGAGCGGUCCUAUAGGUCUACAUGCGGGUUGCAAGACUUUUACCCACAAUGCAUCACAGAGGCCUGAGGUGUCCAGUGGAGGCGGGGGGGCACGUCCCAGGAACCACAAAGUCCUGACCAGAAGGACUCCAGCAGGACUCCAGCAGGACUCCAGCAGGACUCUAACAGGACUCCAGCAGGACUGUAGCAGGACUGUAGCAGGAGUGUAGCAGGACUCCAGCAGGACCGUAGCAGGACUGUAGCAGGAUUCCGAAGGACUGUAGCAGGACUUGGUCUGUGAUCAGGAGGUCCAACAGAGGGUCGCUCCAGGUCAAUUGAUUGAAUCAAUUGGUUGAUUUCUUAAAAUUGUUGGAAUUAUUGUUAUCAUUUGUUUUAAAAUUUUGUCAUUUAUUGUUGAUCGUUGAGGUCAUUUUUUCACUUGACACGAGGUGGCGAGGAUGUGUGUUGUCAUGGUAACCGGUGUUGACCACGGCAGGUUAUACACAAUAUAAACUCAAACUCCACUCAG
Molecule: messenger RNA, 2135 nt
Organism: Gadus macrocephalus (Pacific cod)
Lineage: Eukaryota; Metazoa; Chordata; Actinopteri; Gadiformes; Gadidae
Gene: hjv
Product: hemojuvelin BMP co-receptor
Exons: 2
Coding region: 308-1642 (444 amino acids)
Biological process (GO): BMP signaling pathway
Cellular component (GO): plasma membrane
Molecular function (GO): coreceptor activity
Source: RefSeq, a predicted model, not a curated record